Meyerozyma guilliermondii ATCC 6260 is the source of this 1209-nucleotide messenger RNA. RefSeq names its product pepsin-like aspartic protease. The record is from RefSeq and is a predicted model, not a curated record. Gene Ontology annotation, molecular function: aspartic-type endopeptidase activity. NCBI's taxonomy places the organism in Eukaryota, Fungi, Ascomycota, Pichiomycetes, Serinales, Debaryomycetaceae. Gene Ontology annotation, biological process: proteolysis. Bases 1 to 1209 code for a protein of 402 amino acids. The transcript has a single exon.
AUGGUUUCCUUUACCCUCGUAACUUUCACAGCUUUGGCUGCUGCAGUUUUUGCCUUAGUUGUCCCUGAAAAUUCGUCUCUUGACAAGAGAUCGUCCAACUUUCUCAAGCUUGACUUCGAUGUGGUUCGGAACGCUGAUGUGAAGAAGUCGAGAGUGCACAAAAUUGCCAAUGGAAACGGCACCUUUACGGAAACCCUUUACAACAAAGAUGCUUACUACAUUACCUAUGUCUAUGCUGGUUCCAACAAGCAGAAAAUUGGGGUGGAUCUUGACACUGGAUCAUCUGAUUUGUGGUUUGUGGAUUCUUCCGCCGGUUGUUUUGACAAUGCCUGUCAAUACGGAACUUAUAAUCCGCUGGAAUCUACCACCAGCAAAAACCUCAAUGAGGUGUUCUUCAUUGAAUAUGGAGACAACUCGUAUGCCCAAGGAUUGUAUUACACCGACGACAUUGGAUUUGCUUCUUCAGACUCAUCUGCCGUAGCUAAAAACCUCCAGUUUGCUGACGCUACCCGGAACGAUGCUGGAAUGGGAAUUCUUGGAAUUGGUUUUGAUACUUUGGGAGCAGAAGCUACAGUGAUUACUGGUGGUCCAACGUAUCCAAACUUGCCCUAUGUGUUGAAAAACCAAGGAAUCAUUUCCAAAGUGGCCUAUUCUCUUUUCCUUGACUCCCCUGAUGCUGCAAGUGGUUCGGUGCUUUUUGGAGGAAAAGACUUGGCCAAAGUAAAUGGAGAGUUGGUGACACUUCCAAUCACCACUGACAACGCUCUUACUGUGAAUUUGAACACCCUUUCUCUCGGCAACCAAACCGCAGAAAUCAAUACUGAUGUGCUUUUGGAUUCAGGAACCACAAUUUUCUAUCUUCCAGACGCUGCUUUCACUCAAUUGAUCGGUUCACUUCCCGGUGCUUAUUGGAAAAAUGUUAGUGGGACUCCUUUGUACUUGGUUGACUGUGCUACUCCAGUCCCAGACUUGACCUUUGAAUUCAAUUUUGAAGGUAUUACUAUUCCAGUUCCUCUUAACGACACUUAUAGUACUAACAUCACCGAUGAAAACGACCAAUUCGUUGGUUGUGGAUAUCUAAUCAGUACUGGUAACAUUCUUGGUGACACAUUUUUGAGAAGAGCUUACGUUGUGUACGACUUGGAAGAUGGCGAGAUUUCCCUCGGACUUCCAAAAUACGCCCAAGAGUCCAAUAUUGUUCCCAUUUAG